UCGUUUAUGCGUUAUUGCGAUUUGUGAUUCCAAAUUUUAAAUACUAAAAGUUGAUUAUUUUGUCAUUUCAUUGUUGUUUUGCUUUACAAGUCAAGUGAUUUAUUUUCAAAAAAUUUUGUUUUCUCGCUCGACAAACUCCACAAAUUUUUUUUUAAUAUGAGCGAAAGCGAAAAUACUAAACCGAAUGAUGACAAUGAUCGUCCACGAAUCCAACGUACAACAGUCUCACGAAACGAAAUGCAAAAAUUGAGAGAACAAGCACGUACAAGAUCGCAACAGAUAUCAAAUGCAAGUGAUCGUCAACCUGAACGAGCUUUAUCACGACCAAGCGUUUUAGAACGAAUGAUACCUAAAGAUCCACCAAUGUCACGAUUACAACGAUAUCGCAUGUCCAGAAAAACGGCAAAAGAUCCCAAAAUGGGUGCAACAGAUUCAGAACCGGUUGAUGAUUCGACAUCGAAUAUGAGAAUGAAUGAUGGUUUUAAUCUUAAAUACGCAUAUCCACGAGCUCAACGAAAUCUAAUUAAAACAAUUGAAAUCGAAUAUCUGCCACCCGGUGGUAAGGAUUUGGAAUCAACAACCACAACCAUCGUUAAGCGACCAUUUUUUAUGGUCGGUGAAGAUAGUAGCUUAGAAGAACGUAUAGCUAAAUUACCAAAAAUUGGUGAAAAAAUUCAAGAGGAAUAUCAAACAGAAAAAAAUUAUCUAAUAACUCGACGUAAUAUUACGGAAGAUGGAAUGUGGAUCGAAGAGGUAACACGUAAUACCAUUAUCACCAAGAUUCAGAUUACGGAAUUGAUAAGCAAGAAAUUCAUCAAAAUGGAUCGUGAUGAAGCUCGCCGUCUAAUGGAACGUGAAUUAGCUGAAAGAGAAGCCCGUGAAGCGAUUCCAAAAGUUAUUUCGCCAACAAUGCAACGUCCAUAUGUGGAAUUGUUGCAGCAACGACAAGCUGCCGCUGCCGCAACAAGUCAUGAACUAUUGCCAGAAGAACCAUCAACAGUUGGUCGUGAACCAAGUUUGGGUUUGCCAAUUCAACCAGGUAGAGGGCCAGUAGAAAGUGGAAUAUCUGGUUUAGAUGCUGCAUCGGCUGGUCUUGGACGGGAACCUUCAACUAGAGAGCCAAGUGUCGACACCGGUAUAACAGGUUUGGAACGUGAACCCACAACCAGAACGCCUACCGAUUUGAUUGGAGGAAUUUCAGCUCAAGGAAGAGAGCCGUCAGAAUUUGGACGUGAACCAACAUCUCGUGAACCAAGUGCCACAGCUGGAGGGGGUGUAAUUGCACCCGGUACGGACGGUGGAUUACCACAGGCCAUGAUAGAUCAAACAGCUAGAGAGCAACAAUUUCCUAGUGAUUUAGUAGGAAGACUGGAUGCACAAGGAAGAGAGCCAUCAGCAUUUGGACGUGAACCAACAUCUCGUGAACCAAGUGCCACAGCUGGAGGGGGUGUAAUUGCACCGGGAAUAGAAACAUUGGGACUGGAACCAACAAGUCGAGAUCAGGCUGAAUCAUUUCAAGAUGGAAAGUCAUUAUUAGAUCCUAGCGGAACUAGACGAGAGUCAAGCAUGUUUCCAGUUCCAACAGUUACAGCCCUUGAACCAGGUUCAGCAUUAGGCCGUGAACCAUCAGCCCGUGAACCUAGUGGAAUGGCCGCUGGUGUAUCAGCUCCAGGAAUGGAAACAACAUCCGGAUUGGGCCGUGAACCAUCUGCACGGGAACCUAGUGGACUUGAAGCUGGUGUAUCAGCUCCAGGAAUGGAAGCAACAUCCGGAUUGCGUCGUGAACCAUCAGCCCGUGAACCGAGUGGACUUGCAGCUGGUGUUUCCGCUCCAGGAAUGGAAACAGCAUCCGGAUUGGGUCGUGAACCUUCGGCGAGAGAACCGAGUGGACUGGCAGCUGGUGUUUCCGCUCCAGGAAUGGAAACAACAUCCGGAUUGGGCCGUGGACCAUCAGCGCGGGAAACCAGUGGUAUUGAUUUUGAAGUGACUGCUCCUGGAAUGGAAACAUCCGGAUUGGGUCGUGAACCAUCAGCGAGAGAACCAAGUGGACUGGCAGCUGGUGUAUCCGCUCCAGGAAUGGAAGCAUCAGCUUUGGGGCGAGAAUUGUCAGUAACACCGGAUUAUGGAACUGGAAGGGAAUUUGAUAUUGAUAUUGAAAUUCGUCGAAAAAAAGAAAGUUUUCCAACUGAUCAAGAAUUUUCACUUGAAAAAGACCAAAGCCGAUUAGCAGGAGGAAUUUCAACAUCUGAAAUGGGAACACCUUCAACACUUGGACGCGAGCCUACAACUCAACAAUUUGGAGAACAAGAUACUGGAACAACAACAAUUGGACGUGAGCCAUCAGCUCGUGAACCUAGCGGACUUGCAGCUGGUGUAUCCGCUCCAGGAAUGGAAACAGCAUCCGGGUUGGGUAGGGAACCAUCCGCACGUGAACCUAGUGGACUUGCAGCUGGUUUUUCCGCUCCAGGAAUGGAAACAACAUCCGGAUUGGGCCGUGAACCAUCAGCCCGUGAACCGAGUGGAUUGGCCGCUGGUGUAUCCGCUCCAGGAAUGGAAACAACAUCCGGAUUGGGUCGUGAACCAUCAGCACGAGAACCGAGUGGACUGGCAGCUGGUGUAUCCGCUCCAGGAAUGGAAACAGCAUCCGGAUUGGGUCGUGAACCAUCAGCGAGAGAACCUGAUGCAGCGAUAAUGCAACAACAAACUGAUUUGACAGGAGGAAUUUCAGCUCCGGGCAUGGAGCCGUCAACAUUAGGACGCGAAACUUCAGAACAAGAUGGAAGAAGAGGAAUAAUAGGCCGAGAUUUAGAUAUCGAGAUUGAAAUUAGAAAAAAACGUGAUACUGCAGAAUUGGGUGAGCAAUCGACAAUUGGCCGUGAACCAUCAGCGAGAGAACCGAGUGGACUGGCAGCUGGAGUUUCCGCUCCAGGAAUGGAAACAGCAUCCGGAUUGGGUCGUGAACCAUCCGCACGUGAACCUAGUGGACUGGCAGCAGGUGUAUCUGCUCCAGGAAUGGAAGCAGCAUCCGGAUUGGGUCGUGAACCAUCCGCACGUGAACCUAGUGGACUGGCUGCUGGUGUUUCCGCUCCAGGAAUGGAAACAGCAUCCGGAAUGGGUCGGGAACCGACUGGAGCAGAAUUAGGUCGUGAACCAUCAGCGCGGGAACCUAGUGGACUGGCAGCUGGUGUUUCCGCACCAGGAAUGGAAACUGCAUCCGGAUUGGGUCGUGAACCAUCAGCGCGGGAACCGAGUGGACUGGCAGCUGGUGUAUCUGCUCCAGGAAUGGAAACAGCAUCCGGAUUGGGUCGUGAACCAUCAGCGAGAGAACCUAGUGGAAUGGCCGCUGGUGUAUCUGCUCCAGGAAUGGAAACUGCAUCCGGAUUGGGUCGUGAACCAUCAGCGAGAGAACCGAGUGGACUUGCAGCUGGUGUAUCCGCUCCAGGAAUAGAAACAGCAUCCGGAAUGGGUCGGGAACCAUCAGCGAGAGAACCGAGUGGACUGGCAGCUGGUGUAUCUGCUCCAGGAAUGGAAACAGCAUCCGGAAUGGGUCGGGAACCUACUGGAGCAGAAUUAGGUCGUGAACCAUCAGCGAGAGAACCGAGUGGACUGGCAGCUGGUGUAUCUGCUCCAGGAAUGGAAACAGCAUCCGGAUUUUGUCGUGAACCAUCAGCGCGGGAACCGAGUGGAUUGGCGGCUGGUGUUUCCGCUCCAGGAAUGGAAACAGCAUCCGGAUUGGGUAGGGAACCAUCCGCACGAGAACCGAGUGGACUGGCAGCUGGUGUAUCCGCUCCAGGAAUGGAAACAACAUCCGGAUUGGGUAGGGAACCAUCGGCGAGAGAACCUGAUGCAGCGAUAAUGCAACAACAAACUGAUUUGACAGGAGGAAUUUCAGCUCCGGGCAUGGAGCCGUCAGCAUUAGGACGCGAAACUUCAGAACAAGAUGGAAGACGAGGAAUAAUAGGCCGAGAUUUAGAUAUCGAGAUUGAAAUUAGAAAAAAACGUGAUACUGCAGAAUUGGGUGAACAAUCGACAAUUGGCCGUGAACCAUCCGCACGUGAACCUAGUGGACUUGCAGCUGGUGUAUCCACUCCAGGAAUAGAAACAGUAUCCGGAUUGGGUCGUGAACCAUCAACACGAGAACCGAGUGGGCUCGCAGCUGGUGUAUCUGCUCCAGGAAUGGAAACUGCAUCCGGAUUGGGUCGUGAACCAUCCGCACGUGAACCUAGUGGAAUGGCAGCUGGUGUAUCCGCUCCAGGAAUGGAAACAACAUCCGGAUUGGGUCGUGAACCAUCAGCCCGGGAACCUAGUGGACUGGCAGCUGGUGUAUCCGCUCCAGGAAUGGAAACAGCAUCCGGAUUGGGUCGUGAACCAUCAGCGAGAGAACCGAGUGGACUGGCAGCUGGUGUUUCCGCUCCAGGAAUGGAAACAGCAUCCGGAAUGGGUCGGGAACCGACUGGAGCAGAAUUAGGUCGUGAACCAUCAGCGCGGGAACCUAGUGGACUUGCAGCUGGUGUAUCCGCUCCAGGAAUAGAAACAGCAUCCGGAUUGGGUCGUGAACCAUCAGCGCGGGAACCUAGUGGAGUUGCAGCUGGUGUAUCCGCUCCAGAAAUGGAAACAGCAUCCGGAUUGGGUCGUGAACCAUCAGCGAGAGAACCGAGUGGACUGGCAGCUGGUGUAUCCGCUCCAGGAAUGGAAACAGCAUCCGGAUUGGGCCGUGAACCGACUGGAGCAGAAUUAGGUCGUGAGCCAUCCGCACGUGAACCUAGUGGACUGGCAGCUGGUGUUUCCGCUCCAGGAAUGGAAACAGCAUCCGGAUUUGGUCGGGAACCGACUGGAGCAGAAUUAGGUCGUGAACCAUCAGCGAGAGAACCGAGUGGAUUGGCAGCUGGUGUAUCCGCUCCAGGAAUGGAAACAUCCGGAUUGGGUCGUGAACCAUCCGCACGUGAACCGAGUGGUGUUGGACUUCAAGCUGAUUUAUCAACCACUGGCACUCCCACUACUGAUGUUGGACAAGAUCAAAAAAUGACUAGAAAAAUAGACAUCGAAAUUGAUAUUAUGAGGAAAAAACAAUUAGAAACCGAUUCGGAAUUAGGUCGUGAACCAUCAGCGAGAGAACCUAGUGGACUUGCAGCUGGUGUAUCCGCUCCAGGAAUGGAAACAACAUCCGGAUUGGGUCGUGAACCAUCAGCGAGAGAACCUAGUGGACUGGCAGCUGGUGUAUCCGCUCCAGGAAUGGAAACAGCAUCCGGAUUGGGUCGUGAACCAUCAACGCGAGAACCGAGUGGAAUGGCAGCUGGUAUUUCUGCUCCAGGAAUGGAAACAACAUCCGCAUUGGGUCGUGAACCAUCAGCGCGGGAACCUAGUGGAAUGGCAGCUGGUGUAUCAGCUCCAGGAGUGGAAACAACAUCCGGAUUGGGUCGUGAACCAUCAGCGAGAGAACCUAGUGGACUUGCAGCUGGUGUAUCCGCUCCAGGAAUGGAAACAGCAUCCGGAUUGGGUCGUGAACCAUCAGCGAGAGAACCUAGUGGAAUUGCAGCUGGUAUUUCUGCUCCAGGAAUGGAAACAACAUCCGCAUUGGGUCGUGAACCAUCAGCGCGGGAACCUAGUGGAAUUGCAGCUGGUAUUUCUGCUCCAGGAAUGGAAACAACAUCCGGAUUGGGUCGUGAACCAUCAGCGAGAGAACCUAGUGGAAUGGCAGCUGGUGUAUCUGCUCCAGGAAUGGAAACAGCAUCCGGAUUGGGUCGUGAACCAUCAGCGAGAGAACCUAGUGGACUGGCAGCUGGUGUAUCCGCUCCAGGAAUGGAAACAACAUCCGGAUUGGGUCGUGAACCAUCAGCGAGAGAACCUAGUGGAAUGGCAGCUGGUGUAUCUGCUCCAGGAAUGGAAACAGCAUCCGGAUUGGGUCGUGAACCAUCAGCGCGGGAACCGAGUGGACUGGCAGCUGGUGUAUCUGCUCCAGGAAUGGAAACAGCAUCCGGAUUGGGUCGUGAACCGACUGGAGCAGAAUUAGGUCGAGAACCAUCUGCAAGAGAACCGAGUGGAUUCGGACCUGGUGUUUCCGCUCCAGGAAUUGAAACAGCAUCCGGAUUGGGUCGUGAACCAUCUGACCGGGAACCAAGUGGACUUGUUUCCGGCGUCUCAGCACCAGAAUUGGUAACAUCCGGUUUGGGCCGUGAACCAUCUGGUCGUGAACCUAGUGGACUUGGAGCUGCUGUAACACCUGGAAUGGAAACUUCCAGAUUGGAACGUGAACCAUCUUCUCGAGAACCUAGUGGACUAACCAGUUCUCCUGUUCCCGGCGUUCAAUCUGCUGAUAAGAAAGGCCUUGGUUUAGAUAUAGAAAUUGAAAUACAACGGAAAGCGCGAGAACCGUCAGCAGCACCUGCAGUGGAUGGAACGAUUGUUGGAAGAGAACCUUCCGAUCAACAACCCAGUGGUGUUAUUGUAGCAGAACCAACCACCAGAGAUCCAAGCCAACUAGCUGCCGGUAUAUCUGUAACUGGACGUGAACCGUCUGUUGUUCCUACCGCUUUCACCUCAACGUCAUCAUUAGAACCUAAAAUAGAACCAUAUACUGUUCGAGGUUCCAGUUUGUUAGUGCCUACACAAGAAGGAAUCUAUCCUCCAAUUCGUCGUGAAUUCGAACCACAAGUCGCAUAUCGUCCUUCUGCCGAUCGUUUUGUUGAACAAAUUGGACAGGUCGCCAGCCAGGUUGCCGCAACAACUCGUCAACCAGUGACAAUAACAUUUCGACCAACUAUUGUGAUCAUACAAAAUUUCAUUUCAUUGCCUUUGGAUGUUCUAAAAGCUAGACAAGCUGCAUUUGGCAAUGAACAAAUUGUCAAUAUACAAAACCAAGAAGUUUUCGUCUAUCCAAAUUCCAUAAAUGUCUCGAAUUUAUCGGCAACAUAUUCACAAAAUAUUGAAUCCACUGAACCGUUUCUUCAUUUCAUCGAUUCUUCAACCAACACAACACCGACAGAAAAGAGACAACAAUCGGAAAAACAGUUGCCACAACAGCCGUCACAACAACAAUGAAUUGUUUCAUUCUGGAAAAAUAUAAAAAAUUUUUAGCGAUGAUUUUAUUUGUAACACUAUAAAACAUUCCUCAUUGUUAAAAAAAAAUAUAGAGAAAUUUUCGAUUAUGACAUUUCUAAUUUUCCAGACACACACAAUAACAAUUUAUUGCCAUGGUAACGAGAGCAAUUUCAGAAUGAAAAUAAAAAAUUACUUUCAUUGGCCA
This is a messenger RNA of Dermatophagoides farinae (American house dust mite), 7243 nucleotides long. RefSeq lists its product as uncharacterized. NCBI's taxonomy places the organism in Eukaryota, Metazoa, Arthropoda, Arachnida, Sarcoptiformes, Pyroglyphidae. The record is from RefSeq and is a predicted model, not a curated record.